Lindgomyces ingoldianus is the source of this 1023-nucleotide messenger RNA. RefSeq names its product nucleoside hydrolase. The record is from RefSeq and is a predicted model, not a curated record. NCBI's taxonomy places the organism in Eukaryota, Fungi, Ascomycota, Dothideomycetes, Pleosporales, Lindgomycetaceae. Gene Ontology annotation, molecular function: hydrolase activity, hydrolyzing N-glycosyl compounds. The transcript has 2 exons. Bases 1 to 1023 code for a protein of 340 amino acids.
AUGCUCAAAUAUGCGUUUACAUACCUCUUAUUUCCCACACCAUUGGUAGAUGCGGGGAGGAAGUUUCUGAUUGUUGAUACGGAUAUUUUUAGUGAUGUAGACGACGCUGCCGCUCUCCUCCUUGCCUCUACUCUGCCCAGCAUCUCCCUCCUCGCCGUCAAUGUAAAUUAUGGCUCCUCAUACUCCGCACUCGCAGUCUCCGCCAUCCUAAACCACUACGGCCACCCCAAUACUCCAAUAAGCCUGCGACGGCCGUACACAAACGAUAGUUUCUUUGAUACAUGGGCGUACGAAUUGGGUGAAUAUGCUUCAAAGGUAGCAUACCAUUGGUCUGGUGGCUAUCUCGCAUGGUUCGAACCAGAAAAGACCUGGGAGCCUGUAGCUCUGUAUCGUAAGACGCUUGCUGGGGCCAACGAUGGAAGCGUGACGAUUGCUUCCAUUGGCUUUUUAGAGAAUCUAUCUGGACUGUUGAACUCGACCGCCGAUGAAUACUCGGGGUUAGAUGGAUACGAUCUUGUUAGCAGGAAGGUCAAAGAACUGGUCAUAAUGGGCGGCGGCUAUCCUUCCGGCCACGAGUUUAAUUUCUUCGGCGAUAAUCCCGUUUCCACUGCCCAUGUCGUUAACACAUGGCCGACGGCCAUUCCUCUAACUUUCCUCGGUUCUGAGGUUGGAGAGAUGGUGUCUACAGGCGCGAGAUUAACAAGAGAGGCCCCAACAGAUGAUCCUGUGAAAGCGGCGUAUGGGUGGUAUGUGGGAUAUAAUAUGACGAGGUUCUCAUGGGAUCCACUGACUGUGGCAUAUGCGUGCCUGGGGUUGGGGGAUUGGUUUCAGUAUGGAAAUACUGGGGGAUAUAAUUAUGUUUUUCCUAAUGGGUCGAAUGUCUGGAUUCAAAAUGCCAGUAUGUCGAAUCGGCGUUAUUUAAGGCUGAAAGGGGACAGUGGGACUGUAGCGGAGGAAUUGGAUGGGUUGUAUUUGAAGGGAGCGUGGAAGUAUCAGGAUAUGCGAAAAUCGCACGCUGGGUAG